Phacochoerus africanus (Common warthog) is the source of this 2054-nucleotide messenger RNA. It is a transcript of the gene HERPUD2, whose product is annotated as HERPUD family member 2. Gene Ontology annotation, molecular function: protein binding. The transcript has 9 exons. Gene Ontology annotation, biological process: endoplasmic reticulum unfolded protein response. The record is from RefSeq and is a predicted model, not a curated record. Bases 369 to 1349 code for a protein of 326 amino acids. Lineage: Eukaryota; Metazoa; Chordata; Mammalia; Artiodactyla; Suidae.
GAUUCCUGUGACCCUCAUCAUUAAAGCACCGAAUCAGAAAUACAGUGACCAGACUAUUAGCUGCUUCUUGAACUGGACCGUGGGGAAACUAAAAACGCAUCUGUCUAACGUGUACCCUAGCAAACCAGGUCUUGAGUGCUGUUUGGUGUUUAAUAGGAAUCAUUGCUUAUGCCUGAUUCCCUGCACAUCUGCCUGUGGACUUGGAAGCAGAGAAGGGUUUAGUGCCUAGUAGAAGCAGUGUCCCCCAUUAAGAAGUAGCAAAGUUGGGCGCUCUGUUGACGAAGGAUCAGAGAUUGGUGUAUUCGGGCAGACUGCUUCCUGAUCAUCUGCAGCUGAAAGACAUUCUCAGAAAACAAGAUGAGUAUCAUAUGGUUCAUCUAGUGUGUACUUCUCGGACUCCUCCCAGUUCUCCAAAGUCCAGCACCAGUAGAGAAAGUCAUGAAGCAUCGGCAUCCAGCAGCAAUUCUAGUUCAGAUCAGUCAGGAUCAUCAACUCCAUCAUCCAGUCAAGAAACCUUGUCUUUAGCUGCCAGUUCUUCCUCAGAAGGAUUGAGGCAACGUACCCUUCCACAAGCACAAACCGACCCAGCACAGAGUCAUCAGUUCCCAUAUGUAAUGCAGGGAAAUGUAGACAACCAGCUUCCUGGGCAAGCUGUUCCGGCUGGAUUCCCAGUGUACCCUGCUUUCAGCCCAUUGCAGCUGCUGUGGUGGCAACAGAUGUAUGCUCAUCAGUAUUAUAUGCACUAUCAAGCUGCAGUUUCAGCACAGGCCACAUCAAAUGCCAACUCAGCCCAGCCUGCUGCUUCACAGCCUCUAAACUUGGCACACGUUCCUGGAGAAGAACCCCCACCAGCUCCAAACCUAGUGGCCCAAGAAAAUCGACCCAUGAAUGAGAACGUUCAAAUGAAUGCACAGGGAGGUCCAGUGCUAAACGAAGAAGACUUCAAUCGAGACUGGCUGGACUGGAUGUACAUGUUCUCACGAGCUGCAAUUCUCCUUAGCAUUGUAUACUUCUAUUCUUCCUUUAGUCGCUUUAUCAUGGUAAUGGGAGCCAUGCUACUGGUUUAUUUACACCAAGCUGGAUGGUUUCCUUUUAGGCAAGAGGGAGGUCAGCAACAGGCUCCCAACAAUAAUGCUGAAGUUAACAAUGAUGUGCAGAAUGCAAACAACCUAGAACUUGAAGAAAUGGAGCGUCUUAUGGAUGAUGGGCUUGAAGAUGAGAGUGGAGAAGAUGCAGGUGAAGAUGGCAGUGCAAUUCAAAGGCCUGGAUUAAUGGCGUCAGCUUGGUCUUUUAUCACCACCUUCUUUACUUCACUGAUACCAGAGGGGCCUCCCCAGGUUGCUAAUUAGACCUGAAAAACUGUGCCAGCUGCAAAGGAGGGUCUGAAUUUAGGAAAGUGUUUUAAAUAACAGUGCAAUUUCAAAAAAUUUAUUACUUUCUUUUCAUCAUCAUGUACAGGGGUAUUUUUUUCUUUAAGCUUCUCAUGCAUAUGAAUAUUUUAAGCACAAGUGGACUACUAAAUGUGUGAUUUUUUAAAAAGGUCCUAACAGAACAUAGCGUAACAGUAUUGGUCUUCCAGGUUUUAUUAAUUUCAUUUAUGCGUAUUAAACCAAGACAGGCCUGUUUGUGUAGCUUAUUUCUUUAAAGAGCUGCUUCACAUAUAAAUGUCUAUAGCUAAUAGCCCAGCCCCUCAAUGUAUAAUUUGAAGAAAUAUAUCUAUUUUCUGUGAAUUAUCCUGAAAGUUUUAAACUGAAUGACCUCAUAGUUUUUAACAAAGAAUAUUAUUUACCUGAAAUGUGCUAGUAGCAUCUUUCCCAGCCAUAAAGCAAUAAACUUCUCAGUAAUCUUAAUUUUGAAAUUUGAAUAAAUGGAAACUUUCUAUUUUAAGAGCAUGCACCCCAUCAAUUGGAAUUAGUACUUUAAAAAAAAUGGCAGCUCUUCAAUGGAAUUAACAGUGAUAUAAAAUGUUUGAUAUGGGCAGUACUUUUAUAAAAUAAGAUAUGCUGGAAAUCACUCCCUGUAAUUUUUUAAAAUAAAAGGUCAAUUAUGGUAAA